Molecule: messenger RNA, 1429 nt
Organism: Neopelma chrysocephalum (saffron-crested tyrant-manakin)
Lineage: Eukaryota; Metazoa; Chordata; Aves; Passeriformes; Pipridae
Gene: MTRF1L
Product: mitochondrial translational release factor 1 like
Exons: 7
Coding region: 77-1279 (400 amino acids)
Biological process (GO): translational termination
Molecular function (GO): translation release factor activity
Source: RefSeq, a predicted model, not a curated record
GCGCGUUCGGGUGUCUCCGGCACGGCAGUGACGCCCCGGAGAAGGGAGGGUGCUCGUGGUCCCGCCUCAGCCGGACAUGCGGCUGCUCUCGCGAGCUCUCCGCGCGGCGCAGGGCUGCCGGGCCGCCGCGCUGCCCCCUCGGAGCCUCCAGGCAGCGCCGGCCAGGAGCAGCGCAGCGGGGAGAUGUCCACCCCAGCCGUGCCGCAGGCUGAGCGCCCGGCCCGGCCUGGACGAGCUGUUCGCUGCCCCGUCCUUGCGCCGGCUGCUGGAGGCGCGGACGCAGGGCGCGGGCGGGGCGGCGCCGCAGCUGGCGGCGAGAGUGCGGCGGCUGCGCGACAAGGAGCGCGAGCUGCGCGACACGCGCGAGCUGGCGCGGCAAGAUGAGAAUGAAGAUUUACGGAAGCUUGCAGAAAUGGAAAUUACCUCCUGUGAAGAAGAGAUAGCUGAACUAAAACAACAGAUAGUGUUGCUUUUGAUUCCUUCAGAAGAAACAGAUGAAAGUGAUCUGGUCAUGGAAGUAACUGCUGGAGUUGGAGGGCAGGAAGCCAUGCUGUUCACUUCGGAGAUAUUUGAUAUGUAUCAACGAUAUGCUGCCUAUAAAAAAUGGAAAUUUGAAGUAUUAGAAUACUUCCCCAGUGAAAUAGGUGGCCUAAGACAUGCAGUAGCCAGUAUAGCAGGUCUCGAGGCUUACAAAUACAUGAAAUUUGAAGGAGGAGUACAUCGUGUUCAGCGGGUACCAAAGACAGAAAAACAAGGACGCAUUCAUACCAGCACAAUGACUGUUGCAAUAUUACCCCAACCCACUAAGACGAGGCUGCAAAUUAAUCCAAAAGAUCUACGGAUAGAAACAAAGCGAGCUAGUGGAGCUGGAGGCCAGCAUGUCAAUACCACAGAUAGUGCUGUAAGGAUAGUUCAUAUUCCAACAGGAAUCGUGUCUGAAUGUCAGCAAGAAAGAUCUCAAAUUAGAAACAAAGAGAAAGCUAUGCAAAUGCUAUAUGCUAAACUAUACAAUGCCAAACUAGAAGAAGAAACUAAAAAGAGAAACAGUGUUCGAAAGAUUCAGAUUGGGACUAAAGGAAGAUCAGAAAAGAUCAGAACAUACAACUUUCCACAGGACCGGAUUACGGACCAUAGAAUAAGCAAAUCAGUGCAUCAUGUUGAGUCUUUCAUGCUAGGAGAAGAAAUACUAGAUGAAAUGAUACAAACUCUGAGAGAAUAUGCUGAUUUUGAGUCUUUAAUGGAAAUUAUUUCAGAAAAUGAAAAAAAAAAUUCCUCCUGAACAUUACUCUUUCUCAGCCCAUUAGAACAGAUGUUGUAAGGUCUGCAAGGAAGCUUGUUGGAGUACCACCCAGAAAAUGGAACUGCUUUUCAGGUCAUGAAAAACACCACAACUUCUUUCCUCAUGACUAAUAAACAGUUUUCUUACUUG